Messenger RNA from Portunus trituberculatus (swimming crab), 858 nucleotides. RefSeq lists its product as uncharacterized. The record is from RefSeq and is a predicted model, not a curated record. The coding region runs from base 1 to 534 and encodes 177 amino acids. Lineage: Eukaryota; Metazoa; Arthropoda; Malacostraca; Decapoda; Portunidae. The transcript has 3 exons.
AUGCCAGAUGCCUGCGGCAUCAGUCUAGCUAAUGCUCUCGGGGGGAAACUCGUGUCUUGGUUCACCAUGGCAGAGUGGUGGAAUCGAUUCCGGAAUCGUGAAGGCCAUGAAACGAUUCCGGUUUUUUUUUUUUUUUUUUGGGGGAGGGUAGACGAGAACGAAGCAAGAUCAGUAGCUCAGGAUGGCAGUGAGAGCAGUAGUACUUCAGACACCACGCCCGCUACAUCUUUCAGUCUCCACGCCACCACCGACCCCUCGAGUCUACGCAGCCCAGUGGCCGUGUGUGUCUUGGCGUUGGGCGUGACGUGCAGCAACGGUGGUAAUAGCAACGGGAAGCUUGAUGCACAGCACAGCACAGCACAGCACAGCGGAGAGAUUGGUGGUGAGUUGACGAUCCAAAGGCCUGACUCCACAGCGGUAAUGAGCCUUGUGUACCUUGCACUGUCUUCACUGACAACGCCCACUACUAACCCCUCUGCCUCCGCCACCGUUUCAAGAUCAGGGAAGGACUCUGCCUUGCAUCGCGCACUGUGAUGGUCGCCGCCCCCGCCCCCGCACCCGCCGCCGCCGCUGCUGCUGCUGCUGCUGCUGCCGCCGCUAAGGGAGAAUAGUUUGUUGAGUGGAUGACGGCGCGUUCACUGACCCUCUCCCCAUCACCCUACCAACUCCGGCCACCCACCCCCCUGCCACCAGACACCUGCUACACCACCACUACCGCCGGCUCCGUCCAGUGAAAGAUUCAUCGCAGACCUGCCAUUCAACGCCUGCCGCCGCCGCCACCACCACCACCACCUCCUUAUGGUGGUGUCACUGUACCUGGAGCUGUUGUCAUGAUUGAAUAAUAAAUUGUGAAGAAAU